AUGAAAACUAACGUUUUGUCCUUCGGGAUCGCCGUGAUUUAUCUCGGCACGGUAGCAUCAGCCUUAUUAGUUGCCAGACCACCGCCGCAGUUACCAGCCAAGAAACGUCCACACGGAUGCGAUUGCUACACAAUAUCCGGGCCUGAUCCGGGAUAUUUCCAGCACUACAAGGUCUGGGACUUUCGGGCAGUGGAUUUGAAGAAACACGCCAAUCUCAAUCUGUCGGAGCCCAUUGAUUAUGACGACGAGGACUGGGAUGAUGACGCUGAGGCCGAGGGCCAAGAACCGCAAAAUGGCCAUCUCUCGCCCGGAGUCCACAAUGAGAAAGACCCGGACCCCAGAUCACUGUUGUUCUACAAAACCUCAUUCGAGAGAGACUGGAGCAGUCAAAACUGGGAACGUCGAGGCACCCCCAUAGCCCCAGUCCUCAUGAUAAAUUCAAAGCACAACGUCUUCCUCACCGGGGACUCGGACCAGAAUAAUCCUCACGCGACGUAUCUUGUCCUGCGUACCACUCGUUUUUCAGAAUACACCUCCACCGCGGAAAUCGAGACUCGCAUACGCAAUAUCUACCGGUGCUCGCUGCGUGUCCGGCUGCGAUUAUUGCCAGCCGGCUCCGUCGUAUCGCAACCUCCUCAGCAUAAAGAAUGGCCACCGCGGGAUCCACAACGGCAUCCCACCGUGCCCUUGAACAAGACGAUUCCGCUCUGUGAUGGCAGACCACCUGAUGGCGCUUGUGCUGGCAUCUUCACCUACCAUGAUUCAACCUGUGAAUCUGACAUUGAGAUUUUGACGCGAGACCCGUCACAUCGCGUGCAUUAUGCUAAUCAGCCCGAUUAUGAUUUUGCCGCUGAUCACGAGAUUCCCAAUGCGAGUACCAUUGCCGAUAUACCUGUCCCAUGGACAACGUGGUCCACGCAUCGCCUAGACUGGCUCUCGGACAUGUCACGGUGGUAUGUCAACAAUCAGAUACAGGAUGCCAAAUCGUACAGAGUUCCUGAGUUAGAGAGCAUGAUUGUACUCAAUCUUUGGAGUGACGGCGGACUCUGGACGGGCGACAUGAGAAUUGGCGACAGUAUAUACAUGGGCAUUGAAUACAUCGAGCUGGUUUACAACCGUUCUUCUGAUGCUUUCAGGGCCCCUUAUGUGUCUCCUUCGCAAAACCAUGGCGGCCAUCAAAGGGCCCCUCCCACGAAUGGUUCUUUUGGCAAUGGGAAUCCAUUGGAGCCAGAUAGAAAGGACGAAAAGUGCAAGCCAGGUAGGCAGGGCCGCGAGUGCAGAAGAAAGAAGUGGAGAAACAGGCCCCUUCAUGAAUCCUGUCGAAGACCAUGCAACAUUGAUCAACUCUAG
This is a messenger RNA of Penicillium psychrosexuale, 1350 nucleotides long. Its product is annotated as glycoside hydrolase family 16 protein. Bases 1 to 1350 code for a protein of 449 amino acids. NCBI's taxonomy places the organism in Eukaryota, Fungi, Ascomycota, Eurotiomycetes, Eurotiales, Aspergillaceae. The transcript has a single exon. The record is from RefSeq and is a predicted model, not a curated record.